UUAAAAAAGAAGACCCUUCUGUGUAGAAUUAGGGUUUUCUUGAAGUUUGGAAUGGAGACUCGUGUGGUUAACGGGUAUCGGCUUGAUCGCAAAAUUGGCAGUGGAUCGUUCAGCGAGAUCUAUCAUGGAAAAUGUCGAGACAAAGCAUCCUCAACUGCUAUAUGAGUCAAAGUUGUAUAGAGUUCUUCAGGGAGGAACUGGAAUUCCAAAUGCGAGGUGGUUUGGCGUGGAGGGAGAUUACAAUGUUCUGGUCAUGGAUUUGCUUGGACCCAAUCUUGAAGUUUUAUUAAAUUUUUGCAGUAGGAAGCUUUCCCUGAAGACAGUUUUGAUGCUUGCAGAUCAAAUGAUAAAUUGUGUCGAAUUUAUUCAUUGUAAAUCAUUUUUGCACCGAGAUAUCAAGCCAGACAAUUUUCUAAUGGGCUUCGGAAAGCGUGUAAAACAGGCCUACAUUAUUGACUUUGGUCUAGCCAAGAGGUACAGAAACACUUCAAGUCACCAACACAUUCCUUACAGAGAGAACAAAAACUUUACAGGCUCUCCAAGAUAUGCUAGCAUGAACACUCACCUUGGUAUCGAACAAAGCAGGAGGGAUGAUUUGGAAUCUCUUGGAUAUGUUCUUAUGUACUUACUCCGAGGAAGUCUUCCUAGGCAAGGGUUCAAAGCAAGCACUAAGGAGCAGAAGUAUGAGAAAAUUAGAGAAAAGAAGGUUUCAACAUCCAUUGAGGACUUAUGUCGGGGUUAUCCUACUGAAUUUGCAUUAUAUUUCCAGUAUUGUCGUUCUCUCCAGUUUGAGGAGGAACCAGAUUAUGCUUACCUGAAGAAAAUAUUCCGUGACCUCUUCAUCCGUGAAGGCUUUCAAUUUGACUAUGUUUUUGAUUGGGUAUUGAGGUCCCAGCAAACUCAAAUUGCAACUCCUUUCCAACCUCUUGGCCCUUGUGCUGGACCCAGCUCAGAUAUUCCUCCAGCCAUUCCCGAUGCAGAAAGACAUUCAGGUGAAGAAGGAAGACAAUCAGCAGAUCCUUUUUGAAGUAGUAGUUCUUGGACAUUCAUAAAUGCUGGAAAUUUACCCGGGCAAAGGAGUCCUAUUGCAAAUGCUUCCACGAACAGGGAUGCUGUAUAACAAGAGAACCUGAUGCCUUCCAUAAUCAAGACUUUCGAAGCUGUUACAGUUAACGUGUCUUGGUCUAAGUCUUUCCAUUACUGCAGAUAAUUUUUCCUUGAGAUGGGAUUAUCUUGGCUAAAGAUGUGUAGUUCUAUAUUAACUUUAGCUUGGCUCGUAGGAAAAGGAAAUAGUAAUGAUCAGUUGUUUUUGUGGUUUCAAAGUUAUCAAGAUUGAAAUUUAGUCUGCUAUA
This is a messenger RNA of Nicotiana tabacum (common tobacco), 1352 nucleotides long. RefSeq names its product casein kinase 1-like protein 1. Lineage: Eukaryota; Viridiplantae; Streptophyta; Magnoliopsida; Solanales; Solanaceae. Gene Ontology annotation, biological process: protein phosphorylation. The record is from RefSeq and is a predicted model, not a curated record. Gene Ontology annotation, molecular function: protein kinase activity; ATP binding.